ACUAAACUAACAUUUCCUAAUUCCCACCUAAUUUCCAGUUCUCCACCACAAUUUAAAUUCCUAUCUUUUUUUCCUCUACUCUUCAGUCUUCACUAUUCACUUCCGCCAUGAAAACAUUCACAAUUUUCCUCAAAACCUCAAAUUCUUCUUCUUUUUCUCUCCUCCGUAAACGUCGUUUUUUCUCUUCCCUCCCUCUCUCUCAUCCAAUCUACACAAUUUGGGCCGCCAAUACAAACCUCGGAAAAACCCUAAUUUCCGCCGGAAUUGCUUCUUCUGUCCUUGAAUCCCCAAAUCCAUCUCAAUUUCACUACAUUAAACCACUUCAAACUGGAUUUCCUUCCGAUUCCGAUUCUCGCUUCGUUUAUCGCAAGGUUUCCGACGUCUUCCUUCGUCGCAGUGCUGAUUUCUCUCUCCUCGCGUCCAAUCAUGUCGGCAACAUGUCCAAUGCUGCUGCUGCGGAGGUGGUUGGGAGGUAUGAGGAGCGGAAGGUGGGAGGAGAGUGUGGUUUAGGGGAAAAGAAGUUGAUUUGUAGGACUUUGUAUGCGUGGAAGGAGGCAGUUUCGCCGCAUUUGGCGGUAAGGAGAGAGUGUGGAGAUGUUAAUGAUGAAGAGUUGUUGAAGACGCUGGAGAAAUGCUUGUGGUCCGGUGUCGAUGACGAGGACAAGGCUGAGUGUUGGACUUUGAUUGAGACUGCUGGUGGUGUUGCUAGUCCUGCUCCUUCUCAAACUCUUCAAUGUGAUCUUUACAGGCCUUUCCGUAUACCUGCUAUCCUCGUUGGAGAUGGAAAGCUAGGUGGUAUUUCAGCAACAAUAUCUGCAUAUGAGACUUUAAAGCUUCGAGGCUAUGAUGUGGUAGCUGUUGUACUUGAAGAUUGUGGCCUUGCCAAUGAUGCAUCCUUGAAAACUUAUCUACAGAAUAGCUUGCCAGUUCUUUCCCUGCCAUCUAUUCCACAAGAUCUGUCGGACGACCUGAUGGAAUGGUUUGAUAAAUCCAAUGAUGUUUUUGCUUCCCUCAAGGACAUACUGCAGUCAGCUUUUUCUGAGCGAGUGAAGAGAUUGCAUGACUUGCGAAAGAAGGCAGGAGAUAUCAUAUGGUGGCCAUUUACACAACAUGGACUUGUACCGGAAGAAAAGGUCACAGUAAUAGAUUCCCGUUGCGGUGAAAACUUUGCAGUACACAAGGCUGACACUCGCGAUGUCAUAACUCAACAGUUUGAUGCUUGUGCUAGUUGGUGGACUCAAGGGCCUAAUUCUGCCUUACAGAUUGAAUUGGCUAGAGACAUGGGUUAUGCUGCUGCAAGAUAUGGGCAUGUGAUGUUUCCAGAGAAUGUUUACGAACCAGCAUUGGACUGUGCAGAGCUUUUGCUGGAAGGAGUUGGAAAAGGUUGGGCAUCUCGGACGUUUUUUUCAGAUAACGGAUCGACGGCAAUUGAAGUUGCUCUUAAGAUGGCAUUUCGCAAAUUCUUGCAUGAUCACAAAAUCAUGGUGGAUAAUAUGGACCAGAUAUCUAAGAGAUCCGUAGAGUUCAGGGUACUGGCUCUUAAAGGAUCCUAUCACGGAGAUACUUUGGGUGCAAUGGAAGCACAAGCACCAUCGUCCUAUACUGGCUUUCUGCAGCAACCAUGGUACAUAGGUAGAGGACUCUUUAUAGAUUCACCAACUGUGUGCAUGCAACGUGCAAAUUGGAAUAUUCUUUUACCUAAUGAACUUCUUUCUGAUAGACAUAAAGAGGAAGAUCUGAUGUUUGGAUCCAGGGAUGAACUUUUCUCCGAGAACAGGGAUAGAUCAAAGGUUUCCAGUAGUUAUUUAGCUUAUAUAUCAAAACAGCUAUCGGCAUUCUCUAGAAGGGAACAGGACAAAUGGAUAGCUGCUCUGAUAAUUGAACCAGUCAUACAUGCUGCCGGAGGUAUGCAUAUGGUUGACCCACUUUUUCAAAGGAUCCUUGUUAGAGAGUGUCAAAAGCAAAGAAUUCCAGUCAUUUUUGAUGAGGUUUUCACUGGAUUUUGGCGCUUGGGGGUAGAGUCUGCAGCAGAGCUCCUUCAUUGUUCACCUGAUAUAGCCUGCUAUGCUAAGCUGGUUACUGGUGGAAUUAUACCUUUGGCUGCUACAUUAGCAACAGAAGCUGUUUUCCAAACAUUUUUGGGAGACUCAAAGCUGAAAGCACUUUUGCAUGGACACUCGUAUUCUGCGCACGCUAUGGGCUGUACAGCUGCUGCUAAAUCAAUCAAGAGUUUCAAAGAUCGAAUGAAAAAUCUUAAUUUGACCUCCGAAGGAACAACACUCAAAGAGGUAUGGGAUGCGGAACUUGUUAAUACGAUCUCAAUGCAUCCCCAAAUCAAAAGAUUGAUUGUAUUGGGCACGGUUUUUGCUGUGGAGCUUCAAACUCAUGGUUCUAAUGCCGGGUAUGCAUCUACUUUUGCCACAUCUAUACUUCAGAAGCUUCGUGAGGAUGGCAUAUAUACGAGGCCAUUAGGGAAUGUUAUUUAUCUAAUGUGCGGACCUUGCUCUUCUCCUCGUGUCUGUAACCAAUUACUUCUGAAGCUGUACCAUAGAAUUGAUGAGUUUUACAAAAACAAUUCUUAGUUUUUCGAUUGUUUUGGCAGCAAUUAGUUGAAAAUAUGUAGUGUUUUUGGCUAGAGUUCAAUGAGUACAAUGAGAUACCAGAUAUUGAUCGUGCGUUCUUGAA
This is a messenger RNA of Beta vulgaris subsp. vulgaris (sugar beet), 2685 nucleotides long. Its product is annotated as bifunctional dethiobiotin synthetase/7,8-diamino-pelargonic acid aminotransferase, mitochondrial. Gene Ontology annotation, cellular component: mitochondrion. Gene Ontology annotation, biological process: biotin biosynthetic process. The record is from RefSeq and is a predicted model, not a curated record. NCBI's taxonomy places the organism in Eukaryota, Viridiplantae, Streptophyta, Magnoliopsida, Caryophyllales, Amaranthaceae. Bases 108 to 2582 code for a protein of 824 amino acids. The transcript is spliced from 14 exons. Gene Ontology annotation, molecular function: pyridoxal phosphate binding; S-adenosyl-L-methionine:8-amino-7-oxononanoate transaminase activity; dethiobiotin synthase activity.